This is a messenger RNA of Halichondria panicea, 2357 nucleotides long. RefSeq names its product E3 ubiquitin-protein ligase TRIM71-like. The transcript is spliced from 2 exons. Lineage: Eukaryota; Metazoa; Porifera; Demospongiae; Suberitida; Halichondriidae. The record is from RefSeq and is a predicted model, not a curated record. The coding region runs from base 95 to 2278 and encodes 727 amino acids. Gene Ontology annotation, molecular function: protein binding; zinc ion binding.
AUGUAGUCUAAGUACAAGGUACAUGCAAAACAACAAAGUAAAUGUGCAUCUGAAAUUGAAGGGGUCUAGAUAAAACAGUAGAUCUGAACUAACAAUGGCCGAAGGACCUGAUCCAGUUGUUGCUGAUCUCGAGCAAGAAGUGACCUGUGGCAUCUGUCAUGACCGCUACCAGGAGCCAAAGCUGCUCCCUUGUUGUCACUACUACUGCAAGCAAUGCAUCCUCACACUCUCCAGUCGCUACCCACCCAACCAGCCGUUCCCCUGCCCCGACUGUCGUGAGCCCACUCUAUUGCCAGACAACAACCCAGACAGACUUCCCACUGCGUUCUUCAUCAACCGGAUGAAAGCACUCCACUCGAGGAUGGAGAAAGCUCAUGGCAAGUUGGAGGCUACCUGUGAAAUGUGCUCUAGAGGAGGAAAAGCAAUCGCAUUUUGCCGACAAUGUGUGAACUUUAUAUGCAAUACUUGCGUUGAUUCGCACAAACAUAUAAGAGUAUUUGCCUCACAUGCCAUCUCCACUCUGGAAGACCUCAAACAGGGCGGAGUGAAAGAACUAACAUAUGACAGCCCACCACUCCCAAAAUGCGAGGAUCAUGAGGAGCCAAAAAAAAUUUUCUGUUUUGAUUGCGACAAGCUCAUCUGUCGAGACUGUGCUGUGUUCGAUCACCGUGACCACAAGUCAGAGUUUGUUAAGAAAGCCGCCCCCGCAACUCGCAAAAAGCUGACGGAUCACCUCUCCCCACUCAAGAACCUACUGCCUGAUCUGAGCACCGCUGUGAAUCAAGUGAAAAGAACUAAACAAGAGAUCCAGGCCCAGAAAAAACUGAUGGAGAGACAAGUGAAUUCUAAGUUCCAGGAGCUACACGAUGUACUCGAUCGAUGCAAGGUCCGUAUUUUACGAGAGUCUUCUGAUUUGACUGAUUCAAAGAUGGAGAAACUGACAGUUCAAGAGAAGGGUCUGGACCUGUCCCUGGGCACUGCUCAGAGUUUGAUUGACUUUGUAGAGCGUACACUGGAGAAUGCAAGUGAUGAAGAACUGAUUACGAUGCAAGAGCAGGUGGUGAGUCGAAUCGAUGCCGAGGUGGUGAAGCGAGGGAAGGAAGCAGCCAGCGCUGAUCCCGUAGAGAAAGAUGAUUUCGGAAUCGAGAUGUUUGUUUGUGAGGAUCUCAAGAAAUUGUGUGAGAACAAUGCUAUUGUGUAUGAUGGAAAGCCGAUUGUGAAAGGAGACGGCACUAAAACAGCUAAAGUUGAUAUGUGUUCAAAAUUGACUGUUUAUUGUGGCUCGAAAAAUGUUGAGCUGCAAGUUGUUCUGAAAACACUAGCUGAUGAUACAUCUAAACAACUGCAAGCAGUGCCUGUGAGUGGUGGAGUGUACAGCAUUGAGUACACCCCUAGUGUACGUGGUCGACACCAUCUCCUGAUCUCAGUGGACGACCAGCCCAUCCCAGGAAGCCCCUUCUCUGUAUUCGUGAAAAUGCUCCCCACCACCCUGGACAAACCUGUGAGGGUGAUAAAAGGAUUGAACAAUCCUCAGUGUAUGACAUUUAACUCAUCAAAUGAACUGAUUGUAGCUGACAGUAAUGUUAUGGUGUUCGACAAGAAAGGAGAACAAAUUCGAAUGUUUCUCAAAUCAAAGCAUAAGUUUGGCAGUAUCUCUGGUGUUGCAGUAGACAAGGAGGACAACAUCUAUGUCUCUGACAGCAACAAACACUGUGUGUACAAGUUCAACAAAAGAGGAGAUCUGUUGAAAACGUUUGGGAAGAUUGGAAGUUUUCCAACGUCAUUCAACUCCCCUCGAGGGAUAGCAAUCGCUGGUGGUCAAGUGUUUGUGUGCGAUCACAAAAACCACAGAGUUCAAGUGUUGACGACAGAGCUGGAACCGGUCAGGCAGAUUGGUUCAAAGGGAACUGGUAAUGGACAUUUUAACAGACCAGAGGAUGUCGCAAUAGACAAUGAACAAAUGGUAUAUGUCACCGACUGGGGUAACGAUCGUGUUCAAGUGCUCACUAUGGAUGGUCGGUUUAUUUGCUCGUUUGGGAAGAGAGGAAGUGGACAAAGUGAUCUGUCUUCCCCUUGUGGUGUGUGUGUCUCUGGUUUUGUUUAUGUUGUUGAUCGGAAUAAUUGUGUGUCUGUGUUCACUAAAGACGGUCAGUUUGUCACAUCAUUUGGUAAUGGUCAUAUCAGUAAUCCUAUCGGAAUAGCUGUGGACAGUGACGGUGUACAGUACGUGUGCAGCGAGAAAGCUGUUGUUAUCUUUAAUUUAAUAGCUCUAAAGUAAAUUUUUGGUAAUGUGUGUGUGUCGUGUUGGUUUUUUUUUUAUAGUGUAUUUUGUUAGCAUAAUUAUGUGUGCAGUUGCC